AUGGCCUCAGAUUUCCUUGACAAUCGUGCUAGUCGCGCUUCGUCAUAUUCAAAUGGUUCUAUUUUAUGCAAUAAUAAGAAAACAAUUAAAGGGACGCGUAAUGAAUUUCAAACUCUCAGAAUUUUUGAUGGCAAACCGAUGAAAGACAUAUUGAGCGCAAUCGGAGGAACUCCACUCGUUAAAUUGAAUCGCAUUCCUCAAUCAUUUGGAAUAAAAUGCAAUAUUUAUGCAAAGUUGGAAUAUAUGAGUAGUGGGGGUUCAACAAAGGAUCGAAUAGCAAAACGAAUGGUUGAAAUAGCUGAAGAAUGCGGGGCAUUAAAACCCGGAAUGACUAUAAUCGAACCAAUAUGUGCAAAUACAGGAAUCGGCCUUGCAUUAGUGGCAGCUGUUAAAGGAUACAACUGCAUCGCUAUCGUACCAGAAAAAACGAGCCACGAUAAGAUAACCACUUUAAAGGCGCUUGGUGCGACAGUUGUUCAUGUUCCAAAUGAUUCCGCUUGUGAUUUCAUGAAUUUCGCAUUGAAAAUUCAAAAAGAAAUAAAAGAUUCAGUUAUUCUGGACCAGUUCUCGAAUAUCGCAAAUCCUCUUGCUCAUUAUGAAAGCACUGGAGCCGAAAUCCUAUAUGCUUUGGAUAAUAAAGUAGAUGCAAUUGUUUCGGUUGUUAAUACGGGUGGUUCUUUCAGUGGGAUUGGUCGACGUAUCAAAGAAAAGUGCCCAAACGUCAAGGUUGGCAAACUAAAUUACACUGGUAAUGACUUUAUACCAAUUUCAUUUGGUCAGGAAAUUAUAGAUGAAUUCAUCGAAGUAACAGAUGGAGAAUCAUUCAGAAUGGCCCGGCGCCUUAUCCGUGAGGAAGGACUUUUAUGUGGAGGUAGUUCUGGCGCUGCUAUCAUCGCUGCAAUAAAGGCUUGUGAAGAUAUGAGCGAAGGACAAAACUGUAUUGUAAUUCUUCAUGACACAGUUCGCAAUUACAUGACAAAAUUCGUCAGCGAUGACUGGAUGAUAAGUAAAGGUUUCAUAAAAAAGAUCGCUAAAGAAGCAAUUCGCCCUAAAUCAGAACAUCAUUAUGGUAGUUCAAUAGAUUAUCCACCGAAAAGCCGAAAAGUGGAUUAUGUUUGGAGUACUCUAAAUCCUGAAAUAAAUACUUUCCCAAUUCCGUUUAAACCUUGGAGAGGUGCACCAAAUCGCGCUGCUGGUGAGACAGCACAGUCAUUGCCAAAUUUUCACAGACCAAUGUUAUUUAAAAAUGCACUUGAAGCCAUUGGUAAUACUCCGCUUGUUAAAUUAAAUAAAAUAUCCGAAUCGAUGGGAAUCAAAUGCCAAGUUUAUGUGAAAUGUGAAUACUUAAAUCCUGCAGGAUCUGUAAAAGACCGAAUUGCACUGCGAAUGAUCGAAGUAGCUGAACAACAAGGCAAACUUAAGCCUGGAAUGACAAUAAUUGAGCCUACAUCAGGGAAUACUGGCUUAGGUUUGGCUAUGGUUUCCGCGAUACGAGGAUAUCGUUGUAUUAUUGUAAUGCCUGAAAAAAUGAGCCGAGAAAAAGCAGAUAUUAUACAAGCUUUUGGAGCCGAAGUUGUAAGAACACCAACUGAAGUGUCCACAGAUAGCCCAGAUUCGCAUUUUGGUGUCGCCAUGCGGCUCCGAGAUGAAAUAAAAGGUGCUAUAAUAUUAGAUCAGUUUCAAAAUAUAUGCAAUCCAUUGGCUCAUUAUGAAAACACCGCUGAAGAAAUUCUUUAUGCACUGGAUGAUCAUGUUGACAUGUACGUCGCCGGAACAGGAACAGGUGGAACCUUGACUGGAGCUGCAUACAAGAUAAAGGAAAUUUGCCCUAACUGUAUCAUAGUGGCAGCAGAUCCGGAAGGAUCGAUUUUAGCAAAUCCAUUAACUUCUCGCCCUUCAUUAUAUGAGGUUGAAGGAAUUGGUGACGAUUUUCUCCCUUUAACAUUGGAUCGUAAUAUCGUUGAUAUUUGGGCAAAAACAAAUGAUAAAGAUUCAUUUAAAAUGGCUCGUCGUCUAAUCAGAGAAGAGGGUAUACUUUGCGGCGGAAGUUCAGGAUCUAAUUUAUGUGCUGCUUUGCAAAAUGCUAAAUGCUUAAGUGAGGAUCAAAAAUGCGUUGUUAUUCUACCUGACGGGAUACGAAAUUAUAUGUAA
This is a messenger RNA of Dracunculus medinensis (Guinea worm), 2151 nucleotides long. The record is from the annotation of a GenBank genome assembly. NCBI's taxonomy places the organism in Eukaryota, Metazoa, Nematoda, Chromadorea, Rhabditida, Dracunculidae.